Messenger RNA from Penicillium arizonense, 570 nucleotides. RefSeq names its product Rer1 family protein. Bases 1 to 570 code for a protein of 189 amino acids. The transcript is spliced from 4 exons. Gene Ontology annotation, biological process: retrograde vesicle-mediated transport, Golgi to endoplasmic reticulum; protein retention in ER lumen. The record is from RefSeq and is a predicted model, not a curated record. Lineage: Eukaryota; Fungi; Ascomycota; Eurotiomycetes; Eurotiales; Aspergillaceae. Gene Ontology annotation, cellular component: Golgi membrane.
AUGGAUGUUCCUGAGCCCGACCAGUCGCCUUUCACGGCCAUGACCGCGCACACCUCUAGAUUGACCCGGCAAUACCAAGCCUACCUCGAUGCCUCGACCCCGUACACAACCUACCGCUGGGUAGGCUCCGGUGUGCUCCUGUUCUUCUUCUUCCUGCGCAUUGUCUUCGCGCAGGGCUGGUACAUUGUCGCCUACACACUCGGCAUCUACCUUCUGAAUCUCUUCCUCGCCUUCCUGACUCCCAAAUUCGAUCCUUCCCUCACCCAGGACGAGGGCCUCGAGGACGGUGACGCGGGGUCCCCCAGCCUCCCCACCAAGAAGGACGAGGAGUUCCGGCCUUUCAUCCGCCGCCUACCAGAGUUCAAGUUCUGGCACUCGGCCACCCAGGCCAUCACCAUCGGCUUUGUCUGCUCCUGGUUCUCCAUCUUCGAUAUCCCCGUCUUCUGGCCCGUGCUGGUUGUUUACUGGAUCAUCCUGUUUGUGCUGACGAUGCGACGACAAAUCCAGCACAUGAUCAAGUACCGCUACGUGCCCUUCUCCUUCGGCAAGACGCGGUACGGCCGUUCAUAA